AUGAUGAACAAUCGGAAUCGAAGCCGAGAUGUUUCAUCAGAAGAUUCAAAUAGAUCAUCACAUAAGCAAACAUCAUCUCAAAAUAAACGUCAACAAUUAUCAACCGUAUUUAAUAAAACAGCUGAUGUUGAUGAUCCACCAUUUAGUCGACUCUUUUUACUUAUACCAAAAGCUAUGUCUGAAGAUGAAUUACGAAAUGCUUUUCAAAUCCAUGGAACAAUUCAAGAUAUACAUAUGGUACGAGAUCGACGUAGUCAAGAAAGCAAAGGUAUUGCAUAUAUUAAAUAUGAAAAAGCUUCAGCUGCUGCUCGCGCAAUGGAAGAAAUGAAUGGAACAAUCAUAUCUCCACAUGUUCGACCAUUAAAAGCUAUUAUAUCAAGUUCACGUCGUGAAGGUAGUGUACGAGAUCCUGAUGAACAUGAAAAAAUGUUACGUUUAUUUGUUGUUAUACCAAAACAUAUGACAAAAGAUGAUCUACGUAAAGUUUUCCAGAAAUAUGGUUCAAUAAUUAAUAUCAAAGUUAUUGUUGAUAAAUUAACUGGUGAAAAUAAAGGUUUUGCUUAUAUAUCAUUUUCAAAAGCAUCUGAAGCAGCUUAUGCACUUGAAGAAUGUGAUCCAAGUUAUAAACCAAAAUUCGCUGAACCAUUUUCUUCCAAACGUCAUCGUGAUAAUGAAGAUGCAUUACCUUCUUCAGCUUCAAUCUACGGAGCUGUUUCACCUCCUUAUCGACAAAAAAUGUCAUCGGGUAAACAACAUCCAUCACCAUCGUCAAAUUCAAAUGAUCAUAGACCAUCACCGCCUCCUCUACUCCCGUUACCAACACGUUCAUUAUCGAAUAAUGACUCAAAUCAAUCAUCUACACUUUCACCAGUCAGUAAUAGUUAUCAUUUGCUGGAGAUUAAUAAUGAACGUCGCUUAAUUGUUCGUUGUGGAAUGACAAUUACUAAUUAUCAUAUAUCAAAAUUAUUUGAUCUUGUACCAAAUAUGGAAGAAUGCUCACCAGUUACUCUAAAUACUUUUAAUGAACAUUAUUUUAUUGUACGUUACAAAACUUGUCAAUUUGCUACAUAUGCACGUGAAAAACUGCAUGCAUUUCAAUUUCCGGAUGGUGAAAUUUUAUCCGUACAAUAUUAUGAUGAAAAAAUUGUCAAUGAUUUGAUUCAUCAAACACAAAAUGGAAAAUACGGAGAUACAUCUGGUAUUGGUCAAUUAAUUCAUCAAAUGAGUAAUUUACAAGGAAGUCAAGAAGAAUAUGUAGAUUAUUGUAAUAUUCCAUUGCCAUCCAAACAAAAAUAUGCUUCAUUCGAUGCACCAGUUGCUAAAACUCUACAAAUAAUGCCUCAACGGCCUGUAUCUGAAGAUUAUAUUCGUGAUGUAUUUAAUCGUUUUGGAAAUUUAAUAGAUGUUCGUAUGGUAAAUCCUCAAUUAUGUUAUGUUAUGUUCAGUGAUGAACGUAGUGCUGAUACCGCGAUGGAAACAAUGAAUGGACAAGAAAUUGCAUUAGUUCGUAUACGUAUUAUUGAAAGUGAUAAAUCUGUUGAUUCAACAACAGCUUCUGUUAUGGAAGAAGCUUUCCGUAUUAAUCAAAGAAAAAGUCGAAAAGCAAGAAAUGAUGUUGCUGUGCAAGGCACAAACGAUUCAAGUAUAUUAUCAAAAGUAUCAAUGGUUAAACUAGGAUAUUUUGAGGAUUUAUUUCUUCGAGAAUUUGUUGAUAAAGAUGUAAGACGAUCACCAUCAAUAAAUCGAGGAUAUUAUAUUCGAAUGAAAGCAUUAGAAUAUGCUCUGAAUACGUUUUAUAGUGUCUAUGAUCAGAUGGAAGUACAGAUCGUUAAUUUAGGUGCUGGAUUUGAUGCAACUUGGUUUCGAUUAGAUGAAGAACGAAAACAACGUACACAUUUUAUCGAUAUUGAUUUUCCUGAAGUAAUGCAACGUAAAUUAGCAUUGAUAGAAGUUCGAUCACGUUUACAUGAACAAUUUGAACCAAUGCAUACCUUUAGUUCACUAGAUAAUUUUGCUGUAACUAAUGAAAAAUAUUCAUUAAUUGGUGUUGAUAUGCGUGAUUCAUUAACAUUAAAUACACUUUUACAAUCAGUUAAAGUUGAUGAAACUAAACCAACUUUAUUAAUAAGUGAAGUUGUUUUAACUUAUAUGGGACGUUCGAGUUGUAAUCGUGUCAUACAAUGGAUACUUGAUUUUUUUCAAGAAUGUAUUUUAUGCACUUAUGAACAGAUUUUACCAGAUGAUGGUUUUGGUCAAGUAAUGGUUGCACAUUUUGCUAAAUUAGGUUCACCAUUAAAAUGUAUUCAUCAAUAUCCAACAAGUGAAUCUCAAGUUCAACGUUAUACUCAUUUAGGUUUUGAUCUUUCAUUUUGUGUGAAUAUGCAUGAUUUCUACCGCAAUUAUUUAUCAUCUGAUGAACAUGAUCGUAUAGAGACAUUGGAACCAUUCGAUGAAAUUGAAGAAUGGCAAUCAAAAUGUGCUCAUUAUAUAUUAUUAUUUGGUUUAAGAACAUCAUCAAAUAUAUCAAAACAAUGGUUUGAACAAAUGACUAACGAUUGUAAAUCGAUUAUUCAUUCGAAAAAAGAUACUGUAAUUUCCAAUAAUAAUUUGAUUGAUGAGCAAUUUAAAGUUGAUACACAAUUUGAAGUUUAUCCAACAACAAUGACUUAUGCACAACGUUUUGGACAUCAAUCAAUAUUAAUUAAUGAGAAAUAUGUUUGGACUAUAGGAGGUUUUGGAACUGUAGAUGGAAGACAUAGAAGAUUGAAAACUAUUGAAGUAUUAAAUAUUGAUAAUGGACAUAUUCAAAGAUUAGAUAAUCAUUUGCUCGGUGAAUGUGUUUUUCAUACAUGUCAAGCAUCGGACAAUUUAAUCUUAGCUUUUUUCGGUCGUAAAAGCCCAGGAAUAUUAAAUUCUUGUACUUCCAUUGAUAUUAAUAGUCUUCAAACAUUGAAUUUUAAUGAAGAUGAAAAAAUUCUUCGACGUUGGCGUCAUUGUUCUUGUUAUAUAAAACAAACAGAUAAAAUAAUUAUAUUUGGUGGAAAAAUAAAUAUGUCGAAAUCAACAAAUGAUACAUUAUGUUUGCAAUCUAAUGGUGAACUCAUUCCUUCGCAAUUUUCACAAAUUAAACCAACAAAUCGAAAUUCAGCUCGUUUAAAUACUUAUAAACAUUUUGCUGUACUUACCGGUGGUUUAUUAGAAAAUGAGGAACCAACAAAUGAAAUUUGGCUAUUAGAUACAAGUAAAGAAAUAAUGACAUGGACAUUAUUUCAAACAAAUGGAACAAUUAUUCCUAGAUAUUCACAUAGUGCUGACAUUAUUGAUGAUACACUUUGGUUAUUAGGAGGAAUAAAUGCUCUUGAACGUAGACCACCAGGUUUAUGUAAAAUUAAUUUACUAACUGGUGAUGCUAUUGAGUAUACAAUACCGACAAUGUGUGUUGAACAUCCAAUUAUACUCUAUAAUCAUCAAACAGUACUUUUGAAUAAAACAACAUUUCUUAUAUUAGGUGGUGGUGGAAAUUGUUUUUCUUUUGGUGCAUUGAUAAAUCAACCGAUGAUACUUAAAUUUGAUCACUUAGUGAAUUGA
Molecule: messenger RNA, 3588 nt
Organism: Adineta steineri
Lineage: Eukaryota; Metazoa; Rotifera; Eurotatoria; Adinetida; Adinetidae
Source: the annotation of a GenBank genome assembly